Messenger RNA from Pipistrellus nathusii (Nathusius's pipistrelle), 540 nucleotides. NCBI's taxonomy places the organism in Eukaryota, Metazoa, Chordata, Mammalia, Chiroptera, Vespertilionidae. The record is from the annotation of a GenBank genome assembly.
AUGUGGACGCUGGCACUAGCGGUGGCUCUCCUGGGGGCUGCCCAGGCCUGUCUCCUCUGCCGCCUCCCAGCGCACGGCCUGUCGGGCCGCCUGGCGUGGCUCUGCAGCCAGAUAGAGGCCCAGUGGAAGGACUGCGAGGCCUCCUGGAACUUCUCCACCUUCGCCCUAGAUGAGGUGUCCAUGAACAAAGUCACGGAGAAGACACACAGGGUCCUGAGGGUCAUGGAGAUCAAAGGCUCCUUCUCCUCGCUCCCUCUCUAUUGGCAAUGGCUUCACCAGACCAGGCUCCCUGAGUACGACAGGGAAGCUCUCUGCAGCCCCGCCUGCUGGGGCAGCACCAUCCUGUACAACUGCUCCACCUGCGUGGGCUUUGAGGUGCUCUGCUGGCCCCAGAAGCGCUGCUUCCCAGGAAGCCACGAUCUCCAGGAAGCCAGGAUUCUGCUCCUCUGUGUCUUUGGGACCGUCCUGCUCCUGGGCGGCCUUAGCCUGGUGGUGGAGCUCCACUUCCUUGAAGCAAAAAGCAACUUACGAAGAUCCUAG